This is a messenger RNA of Dipodomys ordii (Ord's kangaroo rat), 1014 nucleotides long. It is a transcript of the gene Ldlrad2, whose product is annotated as low density lipoprotein receptor class A domain containing 2. The record is from RefSeq and is a predicted model, not a curated record. Bases 1 to 1014 code for a protein of 337 amino acids. The transcript is spliced from 5 exons. Lineage: Eukaryota; Metazoa; Chordata; Mammalia; Rodentia; Heteromyidae. Gene Ontology annotation, molecular function: protein binding.
AUGGCGUCUUAUCUGCUUCUGCUGGGUGUGGCCACCCUGACUGUGUCUGCCCUGGACACUGCCCACCUGGAGGAGCGGUGCGGCCACACGUGGCACGGGGACGGGCUGCUGCUGCGCUCCCACGCGACGUCCCGCCGCUUCUACUUCGUGGCUCAGGACACUGACUGCUGGCUGUGGGUGCAGGCGGCCGCCCCCGGCGACAGGAUUCGCUUCCAGUUCCACUUCUUCCUAGUCUACAGCCUGACGACACCGGGGGCCCAGGAGCCCCCCGCGCCGGCUGAUCCCUGCGCCCCCGGCUCCUACCUGCAGUUCUACGAGGGUUCUCCAGAGGUGCCCCAGCCCCUGGGGCCCCCUCUGUGCGGCCUGACCAUCCCCGCCCCGGUGACCUCCUCUGGACCCUUCCUCGGCCUGCGCCUGGUCACCAGAGGCAGCCAGCCCCGCGUGGACUUCGUGGGAGCGGCCACCUCUUUCCAUUUAGGGUCUUGUGGCCCCUACUUCCGCUGUGGGAAUGGAAGGUGCAUCCCCCUGAGCCUGCUGUGUGAUGUCUGGGACGUGGAUAACUGCGGUGAUGGCAGCGACCAGGAUGCCUGGCCACCAGCCAACUGUAGAGGUACUUCUGUGACAUCCAACCAGACAGGAAGCAUGGCCAACGCCACCUCCAGGCCCCGGCAGUCUCUCUCCCUGGCUGUCAGGACUGCUGUCCCUACCCACACUGCAGCUGAGAGGCGCUCCACAGCCGACCAGGACGCCGCUCGACAGGAUGUGGCUUUGCAAGGACCCUGGCUCUCGAGUGUGGCUCUGGCCUCCUUGCUGCUCCUGGCCUCUACUGGUCUCCUCACGGGCCUCCUUUGGUGUUGCUGUUCCCUGGGUGGGCCAGCCUGGCCCCCUGAGGUCCUCAGCCUCCGCCUCAGAUGUGGCACAGCCUGCCACACGUGCUACCGGUGUCCUGGCCGGGUCACCCCGGGGAUGCAGCUAAGCCAGCCUGCCUUCCAGCACCCGGGAGAUCAUCCCUAG